AUGGGAAAUACCGGGGAAGGACAAGGGAAGAACAAGAGGAGGUUUGUCACUAAUAGUGUCCAAAUAGAGGAUGUAGGCGACUCUACAAGCGGCACUACUCCACAGUGCAGUCAGGGCACCCAGAGGGAGAACACUAGACUCAAAGAGAGAGUAUCAUUUCUUAAAAGUCAGCUGAAGAGCCUAGAAACGGAACUGAGAGAGCAUCCCCAAGAAACCGUAAGGAAUGAAGUCUCCGAUGAGGAAGCAUAUUCAUCGGAAGAACAGGAGAAAGAACCUCGAAGGGAAACUCCACACAAGCGCAGGGCCAUGGGCACAUCUGGGGGAAGAAGGAGGAAUGCACCUCACCGACAAGUGCCAAGACUAAGCAAUAGUCCAUUCUCAGACGAGAUCUUACUGGAACCCUUACCAGUGAAUUAUCGCCCAGUAUCUCUCGAUUAUGAUGGGACAACUGACCCGGAAGCACAUAUGGCACGGUUCGAGGGCCUAGCAUCGUUACACCAAUAUGGAGAAGGCAUAAAAUGCCGAAUUUUUGCCACCACCUUAUCAGGAAUGGCCCAGAGAUGGUUCCACAACUUGAAAAGCAGCUCCAUCUACUCUUAUGGGGACUUAUACCUCAUGUUUAUGCGACAGUUUGCUAGCUCCAAGAGAAUGGGAAAGACCGCUAUAUCUUUGAUGGAUGUCAAACAGGAACCACAGGAAUCGUUAAGGGAGUACGUGACAAGGUUCAACAUGGCCGUGUUAGACACACCGGAGGCAGAAUCAUUGAUCAAAUGUUAUGCGUUCGUUCGAGGAUUAAAGCAAGGUCCCCUUUUCGACGCAUUACAAAUAACACCGCCUAAGGAAUUCGACAACAUCAUGGCUAUAUUACCAGGAUACCUACAAUUGGAGGAUGCCAAGGCUGCACGUAGGGCCGAAGCUGAUAAACUCCGCGUGAAGAAAGGUGACAACGGGAUGCAUCCCGGCUAA
Messenger RNA from Salvia miltiorrhiza (redroot sage), 966 nucleotides. RefSeq lists its product as uncharacterized. Lineage: Eukaryota; Viridiplantae; Streptophyta; Magnoliopsida; Lamiales; Lamiaceae. The record is from RefSeq and is a predicted model, not a curated record. The transcript has a single exon. Bases 1 to 966 code for a protein of 321 amino acids.